AACCAUAGAUACAUCCCAUGCUUGGACUCUGUCUGGCAGCUGAUGAUGGGGAAAGGUGUUUCUGGCAAAAAAGAGACUGCUUCUGCUUCAAAACUACAAUCAAAUAAAUCAAAGAACUUAGCAGCUGGAGUUCAGACAGUUCCACGAUCAGCCUCCGAGAAGCAGUCAAGACCUACUCCUCAUAGCUGUGAGAAACCAACAGCUGCAGCAAACAGCAGCAACAAGCAGCAAUACUGCCAGAGGAUUAGCAGGACUAAUUCUGACAGACAAGUAGUGAUGAGGCGACAUGAAGCUGCCAGGUAUCAAUAUGAUGAAGAUGACAAUGACACCGUACAGUCAAGGAUACUACUCCUGCUUGUGCUGAUGGUCAUCAUGGCUUACUGGAUCGGAUUCCUUUACUUUAAAACAUCACAAUUUGACUCAAGGAACAAGAUGCUCAUCUCUGCCAUACAAGAGUGCAGGAUUGAGUUUAAGGAAUCAAAAAUGGAGCAUAAGGAACAACUUGAGCUGGCUGUUAAGGAAAGAGAAGAGGAUCGUAUUGAAAUACAAAGAUUGAAGGAACAAAUGACUUUGCUUGAAUCUGAACACAAUGGCUUACUACAUCAAUGGAGACUGGCAGACAAAGAGAAAGAGAGCAAAGUCAAUGAACUACAAAAUGUGCUAAGUGAAUGCAGCUCAAACUCAACAGCAUUCAUGAAUCAACUCCAAGAAACUUCACAACUGAACUCAAUACUGACAAGAGAUACGGAGACUUUGCAAGAAUCUCUCAAAGAGCUGAAGCUAUCGGAAGAGAAUUUAAAGGAUUCACUUCAGUGUCAAGAGUAUGAAAUUGGAAAUGCAACGCUUGAUCGAGAAGUACUGGAAAUGAAACUAUAUGACAGAAUGAAGGAUGACUAUAUUCGUGAAGAAGAAAUAAAUUAUCUGAAAGUCAAAUUGGAUGAUUUAUACGAUGAAAUGGAGGAAAUGUCAGAGGAACAAGAAGCUAAACUUGAAGAGAAGAAUGCAAAACUUGCUCACCUUAUUUCCGAGAUAAAGAGUGAAAAUGACAGAUUUCUUCUAAUGGAUAAAGCAAUAAAAAAGCAAGACACAACAAUCCAGCUCUUGAAAUACCAAAUACAUGAAGAGAAGUCAAAAAAUACUAAACUGCAAGCAUCUCUUAACAAAAUGAGUGCACUAACUGUCUCUGAAGGUAAGAUAAACAUGGAGACAAAGGUGGACAAACCUGACAAAAAGCUUAAGAAUUGAAUGACGUGAAACUGUUUAUUGAAAUUUAAAAGAUACUUCAUUAUAGUGUAACUUUUAUAUAGAUUUUAAUCUUAUUAUUCGUUUCUGAGUAA
Amphimedon queenslandica is the source of this 1337-nucleotide messenger RNA. RefSeq names its product protein Spindly-like. The record is from RefSeq and is a predicted model, not a curated record. Lineage: Eukaryota; Metazoa; Porifera; Demospongiae; Haplosclerida; Niphatidae. The transcript is spliced from 2 exons. Bases 43 to 1245 code for a protein of 400 amino acids.